Corapipo altera (White-ruffed manakin) is the source of this 4793-nucleotide messenger RNA. It is a transcript of the gene PNP, whose product is annotated as purine nucleoside phosphorylase. Gene Ontology annotation, biological process: nucleoside metabolic process. Gene Ontology annotation, cellular component: cytoplasm. The transcript has 6 exons. The record is from RefSeq and is a predicted model, not a curated record. Gene Ontology annotation, molecular function: purine-nucleoside phosphorylase activity. Bases 120 to 1001 code for a protein of 293 amino acids. NCBI's taxonomy places the organism in Eukaryota, Metazoa, Chordata, Aves, Passeriformes, Pipridae.
GCCAGAGGCAGCAGCAGCUUCUGCAGGUUCAACAGGCCUCUGCCCUUUGGUCAAACAAAAACCUGCAGCUCCCUUUCCACCACCCAUCCCCUUCUUUUGGUUAACCAGAGAGGAGGAGGAUGGCCUAUGCAGAGGAAGACAGGAACAGCUAUGAGGUGUACAAGGAAACAGCAGAUUGGUUACGUGCCCGAACCGUCCAGCGCCCAAAAAUCGCCAUCAUCUGCGGCUCCGGACUGGGAGGCCUGGCUGACGUGUUGGAUAAUAAGACAGUCUUUCCCUACGAGGACAUCCCUCACUUCCCACGGAGCACAGUUGCAGGGCACGUUGGCAGGCUGGUGUUUGGGGAGCUGAGCGGGCAGCCCUGCGUGUGCAUGCAGGGGCGUUUCCACUCCUACGAAGGCUACUCUGUCAGCACGGUCACCUUUCCCAUCAGGGUCUUCUUUCUCCUGGGGGUGGAGAUCUUGAUUGUCACAAAUGCUGCUGGAGGACUGAAUCCCCACUUCCAAGUGGGGGACAUCAUGUUCAUAAGAGACCACAUCAGCUUGUUUGGCUUGGGAGGGCAGAAUCCACUGCGUGGACCAAAUGAUGAGAGGUUUGGGGUGAGGUUUCCCUGCAUGUCAGAUGCUUAUGAACAGGAUCUGCUGGGCCUGGCAAAGGAGAGUGCCCAGGAGCUGGGCUUCCUGAGCUUCACCAGGGAAGGAGUGUACUGUGUGCUGGCCGGGCCCUGCUACGAGACCGUCGCCGAGUGCCGGGUGCUGCAGGCGCUGGGAGCCGACGCCGUGGGCAUGAGCACUGUCCCAGAGGUGAUUGUGGCCAGGCAUUGUGGCCUCCGAGUCCUUGGGAUCUCCCUCAUCACCAACAAAGUGGUGAUGAGCUAUGACAGCCAGGAGAAAGCCAACCACGAGGAAGUGCUGCGCGUCUCGGUGGUCCGGGCUGAGGCCCUGCAGAAACUGGUCACACACCUCCUGGGGAAGCUGGGGGAAAGCACAAACUCUCUGUGACCCCCCAGCCAUUCAGCAUUCAUAUCCUAACGUGUGAACACUAGCAAGUGCUGGGGGAGAGCCGUUGGUGGGACUGUCCCCUUCUGCUCUCCUCCCUUUGAAUAGACCUUUUUAUCUUUGUGCUUUGUCUGAACAGGUGCAGAGGUUUGCUUUGAAUCCUGCCAGAAUGAUCCCCUUGUUACUAGCCACUGGCCAAAGCAGGUCGCUGGCACUUAAACACUCUGGCAAGCCCCAGUGUUAGCAAUGUGAGCUCCAGCUCCCCCUCAUUCUGCUGUCUCUCUUGGCACAACACCCUCCUGCCCCGAGCCUCUGCUCCCCCGUGCCACAUGAGCCUGGUCAACAGUUGGUCCUGGGGCUUGGUGCCUGCUGGGCCUGCUCUGGUGGGGCCUGGUCUGAAGCCAGUGGAAGUCCACAAAAAGACUCUGAAUUCUGGAUACAUGAAAUGGGCCAGGCUAAAGGUGAGGUCUGCCUGGAACAGGCAGUGCUGCAGAGCAAGUGAAUUGCAAUUGAUUUUACAGCUUGGAAAACCACUGCAUUCCCAUGCAUGGGGUUGUGCUCCCUUACCAUGCCAGAUGGUCUCCCAGAAAGUCCCCUCUUUGCUCAUUCUUGGCUUCUCAUGACCAGCUGCAGAGCUCAGUAGCUGUUUGCUACAAUUCAGCUCUCCCCCAGCGCCCCUCACACCUCUCUGCUCUGUCUCAAUUUACAGGGGAUGAAAAUGCAGCCCAACAACAAGGCAUGACCUAUCAUGGCCAAAACAGAAAUCCAGGUCCAGCUCUGCCUGGAUGUGUUCUUUCUGUUUCUGGAUGUUUUGGAGAUCAGUAGCUUGAGCAUUGGAGAUUGGUUCCCUGUUGGUGUCACAAGACAGAGAGAUCAGUUUGACCCAGUGUUUCACAACAGCUUUGCUCCACUGCUGCUUCUCCUGCAGCAGAUGUUGGAGCACCACUGGUUUGAGGAGUUUGAUAAUGUGAAAUUACAGUGGAAAUAUUUUGGAGCAGGUGUGAUAUUUUUCUGACUUUCCAGGUGCUCUUACAUAAAGAAGUUGAGCCAAGCAGUGAGCAAAGGACAAACAGGAGAGGCUCUCUUUUACCAGCGUGCUGAUGGUCUAUCAAGGAAGGGGAACAUUCACCAGAGUGGUGCAUUAUUCAUUGUUCCUCAAAGGUCAGGCUGAGCUGUGGAUGCAGCUGGAUGUGAAACAGUGACUGUAAUUAUUAGAUAACCUUUUUCCCUUCAUUUAUCUUGGAGUUCUCUAUAAAGCCCAUCACGGUCAUAGUUAAAUGUUUUCAGUUGACUCACUGGUCUGAACUGAAGACACCCAACUGGUCAUGGAGAGCUCCCAACCUGCCUUCCUAAAUUUAGCUGAUCAGUUGUUUACCACUGACGCUUGCCCUCCGUCACAGCCUUCAGCCUUCCUUGACAUUUCUUCCAUUUUUUUUCCAAAUGGGUGUUUGCUUGAAGCCCUUCAUGCUGCAAUUACUGGUGUCGACUGCAGCAUCCGUGGUGCAGAUGUUGCCACCAGGAGGAACAGCUGUGCCUUGAAUGUUUUCCAUGAAAUGACAGCACUUCAGGUGUAGGGGAGAUCUUGGGUGACCGCCCCGUCCCCUUCUCUUCUCGUGGGCAGGGUUACCUGUGCUCAUUCCUGACAAAUAUCUGCCCAGCCUGGUCUGGAGGACUUGUGGAGGGGGAGGAUUCACUGCUUGUGCUUUUCUGGCAGAGUCACUUGUUCAGCAGCUCCUGGAACUUGGAGGAGCCCUCAGAGACAGAGGCUCUUCCCAUUUAGUGGCUCUGACUGUCAGGGCAGUCUCGAGGACCAGCUCUGGUGGUUUUCUGCAGAGGGGGAGGGACUCCAACUCCGUCUUCCACAGGGCUGUUGCCUUUUCAGAUCUAGCAGGAGUGAAGUGCUUGUCACGUGGGGCAGCACAAGCAGCGAAAUACGAAAAGUGCCAGAUGUGCAGAGCAAGGAGGAGCCACUUCUACCUGCUCCCUUUUCAGACUUGCCCCAGUAUGGGCUUGUUACAGGGCAGGGAGAGAGCAGAUGAUUUCCCCUGCCUGGAAAAUGGUGCUUCACAUUCAUCUAAUUAAUACUUGGUAAAUACAAAGUCUCUCAAGUGGGAGUGGAAGGCAGCUGUGCAGCUCGCUGUAGCUGGCAGCAGCCAGAGUAGCUAAGGCUGGGAUUUCAGCAGGCUCCAUUAAUUAAUCAGAGUCAGGCUGGGCUGUGAUGUGAAGGGAAGCAUCCAAAAAAACCUGCUGUUGUGCUGGUGCUUCUCAGGCGGGGUUUGAGAUGAAGAGGAGCUUGGCAGCAGCAGCACCUGCUUCCAGCAGGCCGGGCCUGCUCCUCUCUCCAGCUGUACCGGAGGCAGAUCCCCUGCUCUUGUGCCUGAAUGUGGCUUAAAUGCGACUUAAAAUUGAAUCUGGAAACCACCCUGCAGCUAAAUCUUAGGCAAAUUAUGUCUUUUUUUUUUUUUUUUUUUUAAGAAAUAUUUUCUAAAUAGUGUUUGAACCCUUAAACAGUUUGGGGCUCUUCUUUCUGCUGCUCAGGGUUGGCUUGGAUGGCCCAAACUCUGCGUGAGUGUCCUCAUUUUUGUCCCUGUAAGUGAUGAGAGGGAAGAUGCCCUGGGCACUUUGGAAAGGAUCUUAUUCAUGCUUUAUGGGGGAGAGGGAGAAUACAGUUAACAGAGUGGGCUCGUCUGGCUUUGGGAGAUACUUUUAAUACAAUUUUUUGAGUUUUUUUUAACUGCUGGUGAAUUUCAAAAGUCUGAAAUACAAUGAUGCAGGACAAAUAAGAUAUGUAGGGAAGAAACUGAGGGAAUAAAACCUGCUGUGAUCCUGAAAACAGUGUUUUUGUUUGCUGUGCCAAGGUUGUUGUGUAGAAAAGAGGGAGGUGCUUAACACUCCUGCACUCCACCCCAGGCUGGAGGAUAUCCCUGGGGGACCCCACAGCACCACAUCCCUGGGGAGCCAGAGCUCAAAGCUCUGGAUAAGCAGGACCAACGUUGGACCAGCACUUUGUGCAGGUAUUUCUUACUGAUCCCACCAGGCUGAGGAACUUAUGGAAGAAACACCAAGAACCAAAGGACCUGGACUAACUUUUGAGAAGCUGGAAGGUGUGAUGGGCUGUGGUGGUGCCAGUGCAGCAAGUCACCUGUGUUGGAGGCAGGAUGUGGGUUCCUUGGUGCUGUGCCUUUUUUUUUUAGUGCUCCUGGUGCUUUCUGGCAACAUCCAUGGCCGAAAUGAGUAGGUUGUGAAACAACUUUGGCUUUCUUCGUUCCUAUCCUCUGUGCCCCUUACCUGCUUCUGCAGUCCAGGGCAUUAUGGUCAUAGGGAUAAGCUGGAAGAUGCACAAAAAGCUGAAAAACCUGGCAGGGGGUAAAAGAGUCCCAGAUUGCAUGAUGAUCCUGGCUGGAUUGGGAACGCCACCAGCACUGGCUGUCCCAUGCAGCUCUACCUGUGGCAGGGGGAUCCAUGGAAAACCUGUGUCUGUGCAGGGCACAGCUGGCACAGCUCCUCCUUUACUCCCUCACAGCCAUGGAUCCAUGAGCCAGUCUGGCCCAUCCUCUCUGCCAGCCCUUUCCUUUUCCUUGCUCACCGUUCCAGAGAAAACUUUUUGGAUCAUGAGUUCCUGCUGCUUCCAGUCCCCUGGAGAAGAUGGAGAUUGUUAUAUGGAUGUGGGAUCCACAUGAAAGUGUGAGGCCAAGAGGAGAAAUCUCUGCCACAGCCCUUGACUGGACCAUAUAAUGAGUGUUUAAGUAGAGAUCUCUGCUGUUAUCUGCAAAACAACCUUGCAACCCCAAAAAA